AUGGCAGAGUAUACCCCGUUUCUACGGCGGGCACCAACGCGCGAUAGCCUACCAGACGCCUUGGCCACCAAACAACAACCCAGCCGUCGAGAUCCUCGGAAUUACGCGUCAUUGUGCCGUUUUCUUACCUACCCUAUUUGGAGAUUCCUGCAUCAAGGCAAAGCGUGGUUGCAGUGCAAUCUCCUGAACCCCGGCAAACGUCGCUCACGAGGACGAUCCCGCAUUCAUAUUCUGCUCGUUCGCCUCGUAAAAGCCACCAUUAUAUCGAGCUUUUUUUUCGCUUUCAUUUCGAUUUUGGAAGGAAUUAUAUACCCUUCAUAUCAGCAUCCGCCGAAGCACUAUGAGACACUUCGCGACAAAAUUACUAGUUUCUCACAUUCCGGGCGAGGAAAUGAGCAUAACGAAAAGAUCUUUAUCGCGGCAAAUAUUGUCAAUGAACGGCUGAUUCGGGGAAGUUGGGGAGAUGCCUUGCUAGAACUUGUCGGUAUUCUCGGUGAGGAGAACGUGUUCGUCAGCAUCUUUGAAAAUGACAGCGGGCCCGGUACAAGUGCUGUACUGAACGAACUGCGGGCGCGUUUACCAUGUAACUCGUCGAUCGUGACUGGUGCACGUUUGCCACUAUCUCAAUUUCCUGCCGUGACACUACCGAAUGGAGAAAGGCGAAUAAAGCGCAUUGCUUACCUGGCAGAAGUCCGAAAUCGCGCUCUGAGACCUCUGGACCCUUCAUAUACCCCGAAAGAUGACGCAACGGAGUUCCGUCAUGCACCAAUAAAAUUCCGUCGGGUACUAUUUCUAAAUGACGUCUACUUCACCCCACUUGAUGUAGCUCAGUUAUUAUUUUCUACCAACGCUGCUCCUAAUAGACGCGCUAGUUAUCGCGCCGCAUGUGCCAUUGACUUCGGGUCUCCUGGCAAGAUUUAUGAUACGUUUGUCAUGCGAGACGUUGAAGGGUAUAGAAUUGGCACUCCAUUUUUUCCUUGGUUUCCUACUCAAGGCGAAGCUACCAGUCGACGGGAUGUGCUAGCUGAAAAGGAUGCUGUGAGAGUUCGGAGCUGCUGGGGUGGGAUUGCGGCGUUCGAUGCUAGUGUAUUCCAGCGCCUUACCAACAAGGAUACAUACGAACUGUCAAUACAAUUUCGCUACGACCCAGAACCCUUCUGGGAAGCCGCAGAAUGCUGCCUAGUUUUUGCGGAUAUGGAACAACGCUUAGGCGUGCCGGAAGCGAAAAAUGGAACUGGAGUAUUUGUCAACCCAUAUGUUCGCGUUGCUUACUCACAGGCUACUUGGAAAUGGAUACAGUUCUUUCGGAGGUAUGAAAGGGUUUGGCGCAAUUUCCAGUACAUCGCUAGCACAGUGGCGUAUUCAAAAGAUAACCCUCGUCGGUCGCAUAAGCCGGGGCAAUGGGUCAAGCAGAAAAUCUGGGUAUCGGAUAUCCAGAAGCCAAGACGAGGGGUUUUUAAGGUCGUUGAGCGGCGGGCACCAGCGGGGGGUUUCUGCGGGGAGAGGCGGAUGUUUGUCAUGCAGAAGGACAUCGAGGGCGCAAACAAGAGCGGGCGCGGGAAGAACUGGGACGAGGUUUGGCCAAAUUUCCGACGGGAAAGAUGA
Messenger RNA from Ophidiomyces ophidiicola, 1605 nucleotides. RefSeq lists its product as uncharacterized. The transcript is spliced from 2 exons. Bases 1 to 1605 code for a protein of 534 amino acids. The record is from RefSeq and is a predicted model, not a curated record. NCBI's taxonomy places the organism in Eukaryota, Fungi, Ascomycota, Eurotiomycetes, Onygenales, Onygenaceae.